AUGGACGGCAAUUACAAUAGUUACAACUCAUUCGGCGGCGGCAGCGGUGGUGGAUUCAUGCCCGGCGAAACGAACAGUCCGGCAGGUGGCAAGACCUUUGAUCGUGACAAUAAAACCCUCCGCCCUGUGACAGUGAAACAAAUUCUCGACGCCUCGCAGCCCUUCCCCGAAGCCCCAUUUCAGAUCGACGGUGCCGACGUCGCCAACGUCCUUUUCAUGGGACAGGUACGCAACAUCAGCUCACAGAGUACGAACGUGACAUACAAGAUCGACGACGGCACAGGCGAGAUCGAGGUCAAGAAAUGGGUUGACUCCGCCACCGCAGACAACAUGGACACCGAUGACAACAGGGCACCCGCCGAUGGAAAGGGCGAGAUCCAGCUCAACGGCUACGCCCGAGUCUUCGGCUCUAUCAAGUCCUUCGGAAACAAGCGAUACAUCGGCGCUCAUUCGGUCCGGGUCUUGUCGAAUAUCAAUGAGUUGCAUACUCAUCUGCUGGAAGCUACUGUCGUGCAUCUGUUCUUCACUCGUGGCCCGCCCGGUGCCGCUCCUGCGGGUGGGAAUGUCGCCGGUGCUGAUGCUGUUAUGGGUGGUGCGGGUGAAUACAAUGAGCAAAAUAAGGCGCUUGCUUCGAUGUCCCCUGUUGCGAAGAAAAUUUAUCAGCUGCUCCAGUCGGAGCCUCAGGACCAUUCGGGUCUACAUAUGCAGGUUAUUGCUUCGAGAUUGAACAUCCCUGUGACUGAGAUUGCUAGGGCUGGUGAGGAAAUGCUUGGUGCUGGUUUGGUCUUCUCGACCCUGGAUGACCAGACCUGGGCUGUGCUGGAGUACUAG
Messenger RNA from Penicillium bovifimosum, 831 nucleotides. RefSeq lists its product as uncharacterized. Bases 1 to 831 code for a protein of 276 amino acids. Lineage: Eukaryota; Fungi; Ascomycota; Eurotiomycetes; Eurotiales; Aspergillaceae. The record is from RefSeq and is a predicted model, not a curated record. Gene Ontology annotation, biological process: DNA replication; nucleotide-excision repair; double-strand break repair via homologous recombination. Gene Ontology annotation, cellular component: site of double-strand break; DNA replication factor A complex; nucleus. The transcript is spliced from 3 exons. Gene Ontology annotation, molecular function: DNA binding.